CUGACGUUGGGUUGGUGCGAGCGGCCUGUGCGCUGCUGGGGCUGGCGCCAGGAGGAGUCGCGGGCGUCCCUUCGCCGCGCCCUCCACCCCCCGCGCAGCCAUUUUUAAACCAUGUGGAAGCGGGGCUCUCAAGAGAACUUGUCCUCCAAACCAGUAGCUCCUGGCUCACGGAAUGCAGCAAAUAUGUCAGUGGCUGAUUUAACCGAACAACUGGCACGUACUGAACAGCUGGUAACGCAACUCAAGGAACUUAUCAGGGAGAAGGAUACUGAACUUCUCAAGAAGGAUCAUCAGUUAAAGGAAGAAAAAGAAGCUUCUGAAGCAAAGCUUUCUAAAGAAAAGUUGCACAAUAGAGCCAAGGUGACAUCCCUGACCUCCCAACUAGAAGAACUUAAGAAGCAGUUAUCGGGAUCUGGGCAACAAGAGUUGAAAGCAGAGCAAAAAAAAGCAUCUAAAGAUAGUGACCAUGAAAAUGCUGCUGCAAAUCGUGGGAAAAUACUAGUACUUAAAAGGAGGAUUGAAGACCUAGAAACCCAAGUUGCACAAAAAAAUGAAGAGCUACGAAAUAAAACGUCUGAAUUGGAGGCGCAGUAUCAGCGAGGGGCAGAAAUGGAUGCCAUGCUUGUAGAAAAGGAAAAGAAACUACAUGAAAAAGAUGCCUACAUUGUUGAUUUGCAUUUAGCAUGUGGAGGAGGUGAUGUUACAAGAGUAACACUUGCCUGCAAUGAAGAAUUGAAGAAUCAGCUUUCUGCAAAAGAGUCUUCACUGCAGAACAUGCAGAUUCUAGUUGAGAACCUUACAAAGAAGGUUGGAGACAGUGAAGAAAGAUGUAGCUUACUCCAGGAACAGAUUAAAAGUCUUCAAAAUCUUCAGAGCAAAGAGAAGGGUCAUUUCCAAGAACGAGAAGCUAUGUAUAUAGAAAAUAUACGUAUGUUUCAGAAUAUUAUCCAAGAAAAGGAAAAGGAAUUUGUUAUAGAAGCACAGAAACAUGAACAGGAGCUCUUUAAACUAGCUGCUAGAUCUGAUGCAAGUGCUGAUCUAGAACAGUUAUUAAAGGCCUUGAAGCAGAAGCUACAUGAAAAAGAGGAAGUCAUGCUGGGAAGGACACAGGUGAUAGUUAUGCUGCAGAAAGAACUGGAUGACAAGGACCGGCAGCUGAAAGAAAUUAAUGAAAACCUGAAACUCCUUCAGUCAGAGAAAAAUAAUCUCCAGUCUAAGCUAGAUGCUGAGAAACAUGUAAUGAGAGCCCAGUUGAAAGACCUGAUGGAGAAACAUGAUCUUGAAAUGAAGAAAAGCCUAGAGAAACAUGAACUUGAAUUGAGGGCAAUGCAAGAGAAACACAAUGCUGAAGCACUUGAAAUUCAAGAGAGGCUUGAAACUAAGCUUCAAGAGAAAGAUCAAUCACUGAUGCAGUUUCAGAAACAAGUGACAGAAUUAAGUAAUAAUGGACAGAGUAACUCAGAACAAGUUAUUGAUAUAGAUGCAGUAAUCAAAGAAAGGAUGGAGCAACUAGAAGGUCAGGUGAAGUUGAAAACAGAAGAGGCAAGCAAGUCUGAAGCCAAAUUCCUUAAAACGAAGGCUUGGUCGAAAUCAAAAAUCAAACAGCUGGAGGAUGAACUGAAAAGUUUAUCAUCAAAGAAUAAUGACAUAUCUGCUUUAAACAACCAUAUCUCAGAAUUAGAAAUUGAAAAGGAAGAACUACAGUCAAAACUGCAAGCACUUUCUGAACUCAGAACUCAAAAUGAAGAACUACAGGCUAAGUUGGAAGUCUAUGAAGAACAGCAGCGAAAAUUGCAGGCUGAUCUUGAACAAGUCACAAAGAGGGCAGCCUCACAGGCCAGUGAAUCGGGCAGCGUGGAUGAGUUACAGAGUCAGCUUUUGGAAUGGCAGGAGAUUGUACCAAUAUCAGAGGAAGCACAUGACCAAGUCAGAGAAGAGAAAUCUGCCAUAGCUCUCAGAAUGGCACAGAUUGAAGAGGAGAGAGAAGCCAUAGUCUCAGGGCAGCAGGAGCUGGAGGAGGAACUGACCACAGGUCAAGGAAUUGGCAGGCUACUGCAAUCAAGAAGAAAGAGCAACCAAGCCAGCAGGAAACUUCAGGAAGAAUACAGGUUUGAUGGGAAACAAUGCUUUCAAGAACUGAAUGUCACCUUGGAUAGCACUGAUUCAGCUGAAGGAGAGAAUAUGGGAGGUUGGUGGCCAGAGUACACUUCACCUAAUGCAGGUUUACGGACAGUAGUUGAAGAGUUGGAAUUGGAACGAAAUCAACUGCAGGAACAAAUACUGUUCCUAGAGGAACGUUGUCAGGACUUGGAAGACAGAUUGCAGCUGCAAGAAAGAAUGGAGGCUCUUCAGAAUGAAAAUGAACGUUUGCAGACCCAGCUCACUCAGUUACGCAGCCAGCAAAUGCGAGAUGCAGAAAAGCACCAAGGUCUCAUUUCCAAUUUGAAUGAACAGCUCAAAGGACUAAGUGAUAAAAACAACUUCCUUGAAACUUCACUUGUGGAGAAGGAGCAAAAGCUGUUGAGUACAAAAGAAAAAGUAGAAGAAAUUGAAACUUUGAAGAGGUCACUUCAAGACAAAGAUCUUCUUAAUAAGGAACUUAGUGAGAAGUUUGGGCAAACUGAACAGAAGCUUGUUGAAGCCUUAAAGAAAUGCAGUACAUAUGAAGUGGAAUGUACUGAACAGAAGAUCGCUAUCAAUGAUCUAACAGAAAAAGUUGCUACAUUUAAAGAAAAGACUUUGAAACAAGAUGCUGCAGUAGAAUUGAUGCAACAGGAUCUUGACCAGACAAAUGAGGAGCUUGACAGACUGAACACAAACCAUUUGGAGGAGAGAUCUCAACUUAUUCAUGACCUACAGAGACAUGAGAGAGAAAUUGAUAACCUGAAAGAAGUGCUAGUUGAAAAGGACAAGGAAAUUUCUGUUCUCUCUUCAAGUAUGACUGAAUAUUCUGAACAGAUUAUCAUUCUGAAAUGUCAAAUCCAGAGCAAAGAGGCAGAACUACGAGAGAUGGAAGAAGCCUUGUCAAAGGCUAAUAGGGAAACUCACUUACUGAAAGAAGUACAAACAGUUGACAUAAGAGAUACAAGCAUGAAGAUUUCUGCACUUUCUGAGCAGAAUAAUACAAUGGCAUUGGAGCUGGAGAAAACUAAAGAACUGAAUGGAGCUAAAACUAAAGAAAAUGAGGAACUAGUAAGGCAAGUCAGUGAGAGCAGCAUAAUUAUUAAGGAUCUGCGUUCUGAAAUCAAGGCCAACAAUAUCACAUACCAUAAUAAGCUCAUGGAGUGUGAGUCACAGAUUACUUUGCUGAAAGAACAAAUGACUAAAUCAUCAGAAAAGUUACAAGAAAUUGAAAUAAAACACAAGGAAGAAACUGAAUAUUUGAAAUCCCAGCUUGAGGAAAAAAACUCUUCAAAGGAAAAAUUGAACAGUUUACUUAAAGACAAGGAAAACAAAGAACAGACACUUGAAAAUGAGUUAAAGUCAGUUAAAGAUUUUUACAACAAGCUAGUUUUGGAGGCUGCAAAAAAAGAUGAAGAACUGUCUAAGUUAUCUUUUCAGCUUACAGAACAUAUUGAACAUCAAGAAACACUUAAGAAGGCUUUACAGGAGAAAGUAAAUAUUAUUACUUCAUUGGAACAACAACUUCAAGUUGCCCAGCAGCAGAAUGAAGAGGCUAUGCUUACAUUAAUUGAAGAACUAAAAACCAAAGAUAUGCAAAGCAAAGAACUUAACAACCAACUAAAUGAAAUACAAAAAAUUAUGAAUAAGAUGGAAAUAGAGGCACAAAACAUUACUUCAGCUAAUAAGCAGUUGCAGGCAGAUCUUGAGGGGAAGGGAAAAGAUUUGGCAGAGCAAAUACAAGCUAAAGUAGAUUUGAGAAAUGCAGUAGAAAUUAUGGAAAAAGAGAAGCAACAGCUUAUAAGUGAAAAUGAGAGUUUGUCUGAAUUACUAGAUACAAAGGAGUGUGAAUUAUUGUUGAGAACCCAGGCUAUGGCAGCUAUGGAGGACAAGUUAUCUGUUAGUACUUUAGAGUACCAGAAAACUCUUUCAGAGCUAAGUGAUGUUAAAGAGACAUUAACAAAAAAGUGUGAGCAACUUUCAAUAUUUGCAAAGCAAAAAGAGAACUCUCUCACAGAGCAGGUGAUGGAGAAAACAAAGGAAUAUAAUGUACUAAUUAGUCAGUUGCGUGAACAAAUACAGUUGCUUACCAUCCAGCUGAACAAUGCUAAAGAUGGAGAAAUGGAAAAAGAAGGAAUGUUAAAUGACAAGUUGUCUGAAUGCAGUAUGCUUGUCCAGAAACUCAGCCACAGUGAGGAAAAAAUACUAUCAUUACAGAAACAGAUUCAAGAUAUAACUCUGGAUUUUGAAGGUACCAGCAGGUCUCUAGAAGAGAAAAUCCUUCAGAAUGCUUCCUUACUUAAGCAAGCAGAAGAAAAUAAAAUUGACAUGGCCAAGUUUAAGGAUGAAAUUCAAAAGCUUAAGGAUGAAAAUAUGAAAUUAAGUCAGCAGGUGGGAGAGAGAGACUUGACUAUUAAAAAUCAAGGUGUAAAGGUUGAAAAUUUUAAUAGACAGAUUGCUGAGAAAAUAGAAGAAAGUGCAAAGUUAAAUAACCGGUUAGAGAUACUUGGCAAACAAGUGGAGAUGCUAAAAUAUGAGAAGGAAGACCUUGCAGUUGCAUGCAGCAGAAAGUCAAGUGAUUGUGAUAUCCUCCAGUCUCAGCUCUUACAACACCAAUCUGAACUUGUUUCAAUAAAGAACAAAGCACAUGAACUAACCUUAGAAACUGAAAAAUUGAAAGUAGAUCUUGAAAUAGCUAAUAAAACAGUGAUAAAGAAAUCAGAUGAAAUAGCUACUUUGACUUCUCAUUUAUCUCAGCAAGGUCAUAAUAUUUUAGCUCUGAAGGACCAAAUUGAUAGCCUGAUAAUUGAGAAAGAAACAUUAAAAAUAGGUUUAGAAGAAAAGGAAGCUCUCCUUUCUCAAAAGGAGGUUUUGAUUGAGGAGAUGGGGGAAAAUAAAGUGGCAGGAGAAGGAAGGUAUUUGCAAAUAAUUUCUGAUUUGCAAAUUCAGAUGCAGGUUUUGGGUUCUGAAACCAGUCAGAUUAAGCAGACAAUGCAAGAAAAAGAAAAUGAAUGUAGAAAGCAAGCCCAAGAAUUAAAGCUGUUUAAAGAUAAAUCUGAAGAAUCUGAUAUGCUUAGAGUUCAACUGUCUGAGAAUAUGGAGGUGCUUUCUGAUCUUCAGUGUCAGCUUAAAACUAUGACAGAAAAAUCAGCAGAAUUGAAUGAAUCAAUUGUACAAAAAGACAAGUCUUUAAAGCAAAAAGUAGAUGAAUAUGUUAAUUUGAAAGCAUAUGUUUCUGAAAUGAAAGAGAGUUCCUUUAUGCAGCAGAAACAAUUAGAGGUUUUGACUUCUGAUGUAGAACAAUUAAAAGCAAUAAUUUUAGAGAAGGAACUGGUUGUCAGUAAUACUACAUUACUCAAUGAGAAGCUGAAGAUACAGCUUCAAGACAAAGAGAAUGAAUGUGAAGUGUUAAAGAAACAGGUAACAGAUUUGGAAGAAGCAAAACUAAAACUAAAAAGAGAGGUAAAUGAUCAAAAGAGGGUCAUAAAUGAUACUAAUCAGUUUUUGGCAGAGAAAGAAUCUUUUCUUGUGGAAAACACAAACCUCCUCAAGAAGCUAAGUGACAAAGCAAGUGAAAAUGAUGGAAAGCUAAAGUUGCUUACUCAGGUUCAGUGUCAGGUGCAUGAGCUGAUGCAAGAAUUAGAAAAGUCCAGACAGCAGUUGCAGGAGAAAGAAAGUGUUUUCAUAUCUUUGCAGGAAAAGUUUACAGCAGUGUGUGAAGAAAGAACUGAACUUAAUAUAACACUCAGUAAAAAGGAAGAGAAUAUUACUGGACUCCUUAAUUCCUUAAAUGAAAAAGAUGCUAGUAUGCAGCUGGCAGAAAGCAACAUUAGUGCUCUUACUAAGGAGAUCAUGCUCCUUCAGGAGAAGCUAGAGAAAAGUGAUACAGCUUUAAAAAACGUCACUAGUGUUUUGCAGGAGAAAGAUGAAAACUUUGCCAUAAACCAGAAGAAAAUUGAUUCUUUGACAGUUGAACUGUUCUCUAUAAAAACAGAGCACCAGAAAGCACUGGACCAGAUAAAUAUCUUCAAGCAAGAUGCACAGCAAAAAGAACUAACUUUACAAAAUAUGCAACUGAAUUGUACUGAACAGGCUAAAAAUGUUGAAUUAUUAAAGUCUGAGCUAAACAACAUAAAUUCCAAAUCCUCUCAAGACUGCCAUGACCAUACACUUUUAAUAGACAGUCUGCAAAAACAGGUAACUUCUUUAGAGAGGGAGAAAGUUCUCAGACAAGUAAAUGCAGAAAAACUGAUGGUAGAAAACAGAGAACUUAUUGCAUGCCAAAGUCUGUUACAACAAAAAUUAGAAAGACUGCAAGAAAUUAAUGAAAAACUAGAAGCCAGUGAAAAUUAUUCCAGAAUGCAGAUAGAUGCUGUCAAACUACAGAUGAAGACUGAAAAAGAGCAGUUACAAAUGCAGGUUAGUGCAAAGGGUGAAGAGGUCUCUGAAUUAAAGCUUAAAGUUGGAAAGUUAGAACAAAGUGUACUUGAGUCUGAAAACAAAUGGGUGACAGAACUUGAUAAGGAAAUUCAGCAAAAUUCAUUUCUUAAUGAGAAGGUUAGGAAUUUAGAGAGUGAAAUUAAAUCAAAAGAUGGUAAAAUCCACUUUUUACAACAAGAGCUGAAUCUUAUGAAAGAGGAGUUAACCAAAAACCUAUCAGCAUUAUAUAGCACUAGGCUUUUCUGCAAAGAACAGGAUGCAAACACUCCAAAUGCUAAUUAUCAAGUAACUGAUAGUAAAAUUAAAUGGGAAAAAUUCUCCAGCAUGGUAUCCACCAUUCUGAGCAAAGAAGUAGAAGGAGAGGGAUUGCAGCUGGCUCUUUUAGAAAAGAAUAAAGAAAUAGAGAUCUUGAAGAAGAAAUUACAAAAUAUGCAGUCACUAGAGAAAACAAAGGUGUUGCUACAGAAUGAUCUUGAAAAGGUGAAGGGCACCUAUCAAUCUGAAAUUGAAUGUUUGUCUCAGGAAUUGGUUGCUGUCAAAGAGACAGCUCAAAAACAACAAUCUCUUUUGGAAGGAAGAGAAGAAUUGUUUGCAGAAUUGAACAAACAGAUUAAUUUUCUUCAGAACCAGAUAGAUAAGUCCAAAGAAGAGCUCAAAACCAGUUCUGAGAAUUUAAGCGCUGACCGUAAAAAAAUAGUGAGUCUCUUAGCAGAAAUGGAGAAAAAAGACCACCUCAUAGAAAAUUUAACUUCUCAGACAAAGCAACAGAAGGAUUUAAUUUCUGCACUAAGUCAGCAGCUGAAAGAGAAGGAUUGUUCCAUUACUCAGGUCAUGGAAUCCUUGUCUAAUGAAAUGAUGAAGUUUUCUGAAGAGAGAAAUUUAUUAAACAGUAAACUGCAGCAACUUGAAUCUGAUCGAAAUAGUUCUAUACAAGAGCUAAAUCAAGUGUCCCAGCAACUUGAGAAUUAUAAAAAAGAAGUGGAACGUAAUCAGGUUAUAUUAAGCCACAAAGAAGCUGCAUUUAAAGAUUUAAUGAAUGAAAAAGAACAGAUGCAGUUUAGUCUUGAGAAACUGGGUAAGGAGAAAGAGAACUUGAAAAAGAAACUUCAAGCAGCAUUGUUGAUAAGAAAAGACCUAAUGCAAAAAAUUGCAAAUAUUGAAAGCAGCACACAGGAGGAAAUAGAAAAAGAACAUAAAAAAACAGAGGAACUGUUGAAGAGGAUUGAUGAGUUAACACAGCAGAUGAAACUUGUUCAGACGCAAAAUAGAGAUCUGGAAUCCCACCUUGAAACUCUGAAGCAACAGCUUUUAGAGAAAGAUGCCAAAAUAAAUAAAAUGAGUGAGACACUUUCUGCCGAAGUGUCUAAUUUAGAGCACCUUCAAAACUAUGUUGCAAAGUUGGAAAAUGACAUUGCUGUAAAAGAAAAAGAAUCUGAGCAAAAUCUAAAGUCUGUGGAGGACAAAGACACUCUGCUAGCUCACAUGCAGUCUAUGCUUAAUGAGAAAGAAAAAGCAUAUGGAGAAGAAUGUUCUCAAUUUAUCUUGACUAUUGAAAAUCUCAAGGCUGAAAUUGUAAAGAAGGAUGAAUUAUUGAAUAAUAUCAAUUUGGUAGAACCUUGUUUAAAUGCUGGAGAUGCUAAGAAUUUUGUGGGCCUUAAUAGUGAAGUUAGUCAACUAAGUCAAUUAGAAAGAGAGAGAGAGAUCCUACACAAGAAACUUCAGGCAUCACUUUUGGCCAGGGAAGAGGAUGUUAAGAAAUUUCAGAAAGAAAAGGAAGAGCACUUUAAACUUGGCACUGAUUUGAGUGAACAAAAUAAUGACCUUGAACUCCUCAGGAAGGAGCAUAAAACACUUCAAGAAGUUCAUCAAAGAAAGGGAGAAGAAUUUGACUGUAAUCAGUUGCUAUUAUGUUCUCCAGAGAAAGAGUUGGAGAUUCAUGUGGCAGCACUUCAAGAAAAGGAAACUACUGAUCCAAAUGGGUUGGAAUCAGAUGAACCUAAAAAUAAGACUCAGGCUGUGUUAGAGGAGUCGCAGCAGACAGUUGGAAUGACAAGGGAAGAGACUGAGUUGGAAAAACUAAUUGAUAACCAGGUGAAACUUCAAGAAGAAACAAAAAUGUUAAAGGAUGAAGUAAGAAAGGCAUCAUUUGAACUUGAUGACAAAAUAGAAGAGAUGAUAAACCUGCAGGACUCGGUGAGUCAAAUGGAACAGCCCAAUAAACAUCACAAAGACUGCAUGUUGGAUGAAAUAAAUCAACUGCAGAAAAAUUUGGACAUUUAUGAUACAGAGGCACUACACAUUAAGACUACAGUUGAAUUUAGGGAUAAAGAAAAGGAAGCUCUCUGUAAAAGGGGUGAAGAUUACAAGGCAAGCAAGGAGGAAAUUGAAGAACUGAAGAUUAACCUCCAACAAGCAAACAAACUAUUUGUAGAAAAGAAUAAGGGACUUAAGGAGCUGAUUUGUGUUCUGAUGGAUUUCAAAGAUAAGUUUGAUCAGGAAAAAGGAAAGCUAAAAGAAACUGUACAGUUACAGCUCAGGUGGCAAGAAAACCAGGAAGAAUCUCAGUAUUUUAAAAAGGCAUUUGAUUCAAUAGAAAGAGAGAGAGAAGAGCUCAUCACUAAUUUAGGGAAGGCCAAUGCAGAACUAGUAGAUAUGAAAAUGGAGUUAAAACAUUUCAGUGAAGAAAACAAAAAACUUAUGGUGGAGUUAGAUAUAGUACAUGAGAAGUCUGUACCAGCCUCUGAAGCAAGGGAUAUGGUAUCAUGUAAGAAAGUUGAAGAAAAUUAUAGUGACGAGGAACUGGUGCUGGCACACUCAGAAACUAACUUGCUUCAGUCAAGGCUCCAAGGCAAAGACAUCUGUGUUCAGUCACUACAGAAGGAUUAUUCCAGAAGAGCAAAGGUAGUAGAAGAAAGAAAUUAUGAAAUUCAGAAACUAACCAAAACGAGUCAGGAACAGGCAGGGAAAAAUAUAACUGUGAUUGAUCCUGUGUUGCAAAAGCAAAAGACUGUUGCACAGGAACAAUCCAGAGAACAUCUCCACAGGAAGCUACAAGCAGCUUUAAUAUCACGUAAGGAAGCUCUGAAAGAAAAUAAAUGUUUAAAAGGUCGGAUUGAUGAACUGAUGUUGGAAAAAGAAGAAUUGACCAGUAAGUCACGUACUCUUGAAUGCUUGUUGUCUGAGCUUGGCAAAGAAAAACAAAACUCAAAUGCUAGUUCUUCACUGAGUACAGAAGAAACCCUUGCUUUUGAAAAUGCUAGACUAUUAGCUGAAAAUGAAAACUUAACUGCUGCAUGUGAAAGUCUUAAAUCUACUAUGGAGACUAUAGUUCAGGAAAAGGAAGCUUUUUCCUUCCAACUAAAUACUUUGAAAGAUUCUCAGACAGUUGAAUUAACAGGAUGGAAAGCUAAACACAGUGAAUUAAAACAAGAUUAUGAGUCACUUCUGCAGGCCUAUGAGAACAUAAGUAGUAAAAUAGCAGAAAUGAGGCAAAUUAUGGAUCUCACUAGAAAAGAAAAGCAAGAAGCUAUUCAGAGAUUUGCUGAGAGAGAACAUGAAAAACAGGAAUUGGAGAAGCAACUUUAUGAAGCCGUUGAUGAAACUGAAGCUAUAAAGAAUAAAUUGCAGCAACUUGCUAAAUCUAAACAAAGUACAAUUGAUGAAUUACAGAGUAAAUUAGAAAGGCAGACAUUUGAACAUGAGGCAAGGAUGGAAGAACUUCAGCAGCGUCUUCAUGAAUUCAUUCUGCAGAACAGACAGCUAAUGGAGGAAAAUGAGCAGCUGAAACAAACUUCUGAGAACCUGAAGCAGGCUUUAGAAAAAAUUCAGUAUGAAAAUGAAGUCCUUCAUAAUGAUAUCAGUGCAACUAAAUCAGACCAAGUGCAAAUGGAAUUGAACGAGGCUGUUAUGCAGUCUAAAAUUACUGAUGCUUUACAUGAGAGAGAAUCAUUAUUAAGGGAAGUAAGUUUGUUAAAUGAUGACAUUUCAGGGAAAGAACUAAAUAUGCUUGCCUUAGCGCAAGAAAGAAGUUUGCUUUCAGAAAAAGUAAAAGAAACUGAAGAAUCUUUGGAGCAGAAAAAGAGGUCGCUAUCAAAGCUGGAAAAUGAAUGUGGAAAUCUUAAACAAGAAAUUGUUAUCUUGAAUGAAAGAGUUAAAAUUUUAGAAGAUGACAAGUGCCUCUUACAGGAAGAACUUGAAAAUGUACAAGAAACGUCUUUCAAAGUUAAAAAUGAGCGAGAAUUUCUGGAGACAGAAUUGCUCAACCAUACCAAGAAGGUGGAUCAACUGACAGACAGACUGAAAUCUGCGCAGGUGCAGAAUAGCUUCCUGCUCCAACAGUUGGAAGACGUAAAGGCAAAGAACUGCAAUCUCAUUAGAGAGCAAGAAGAACAGCAGUUGAAUAUUGCAAAAGUAUUUGAGGAGAAGGUGAAACGUGCUCAGAGAGGCAAUGAUGGGACAAAAACCAAAACUAGAGAAUUGAAAGAACUCUUGAAGGAAAAACAGCAAGAGAUCAACCAGUUACAAAAAGAUUCUAUUAAAUUCCAAGAACUGAUUCUAGACUUGGAGCGAUCUGUGAAACUAUCCCAGUCAAAGAAUGACGAAUUUGAGAAAGAUUUAAAUAAUGCAACAGAAGAGCGUGCCAAAUUAAAUGAACAAAUAUACAGUCUAAACAAUAAGCUUUCUUCCCAGAAGAAUUUGUUAGAUCAGUCAAAGAGCGACUUGGACAGGGUUUCAGCUGAGAAUUUAAUUUGGAAAAGAGAAGUUCAGAAGAAAGAAGAUCAGCUACAAAAUCAGAGGCAAGAAUAUGAGAAAGAAUUAGAGCUUAGCCUUCAGCAGCUAAAGACAGUGCACAAGAGAGAGUGGUUGAACCUUGAAGAAAAAUACAGCGCACUUCAGCGAGAGAAAGACAAGGUAGAUGGUGAACUUCAUCGUUUGCAAAAGAAAGUCUAUGUUACAGACUUCUUUAGAAAGGUUCAAGCAGAUUUCAAUGCAACUAUAGCCAAAUUAUCCGCUUUUGCAAAUUGCACAGCUUCUCUUCCAAAUGACUGGGGCCAGGUGAUCAGUGAAAUAAAAACCUUGGAAAAACAGUUCAAAGAGGUAAUCCAAAAUAAAGAGAAACAGGUAGUAGAGAGUUACCCAGAAAUACAGUCUUUACAAAGUGAUACAAAGGAGAAAAUGGAUCCGAUUCAGGAACUGAAUACGACGUUCUCUGUGUUAGAAGAAUCAAAGAAUGAAGUGUACUCAAGGCAGAAAUCUUUAGAUCCCCAAAAUUACAAUGAACUGUGCAGAAUAAAAAAAGAAAAUGAGAUUCUUCUCAACCAACAGCAAAAAUUGGGUACCAUUCUUCAAUCAAAAGAAGCAGCUUUACAUGAGUUGCUUAAAGAAAAUAAUUCUCUUAACCAUCUUCUAGAGAAUAGUAGAGAUGCAGGAAGGCAAAUAAAAGUGUUGGAAAGUAAUUUUGCUAGAAAAGAACAGGAGUUGCAACAAAUUCUGUUGGAAAAAGAAAAGAUCCAAGUGGAGCUGGAAAAACAGAUUGCCAUUUCUCAACAAAUGAAAAUAAGGCUGAACAACAAAGAUACAGAAAUAUCUAUACUGGUAUCAUCUAAGGAUGGGGAGAUUUCUGGAUAUCUCACGCAGAUACAGACUCAACAUAGAAAACAAAUCAAUGAAUAUGAACAGCAGUUAAAUUCUUUGCAAAUAAAAGCACAGCAAUCUGAAGAAGCCUGUCAGAAGAUGGAAAAUGAAUUGAAAAAUCUGCAGCUGAAAGCUGAUAAAACUGCUAAAGAUAAGACCGAAAUUGCCAAUGAAAUUGAUGCCUUAAGAAAAUCAAUGUCAUCUCUUCAGAAUGACAGGGAUGUUCUCAUUUCUAAAUACAAAGAUCUGGAAUAUCAGCACGAAAACAUUUUAAGUCAGAGAGAUGUUCUCUUCACUGGUAUUGGCAACUGUGACAGUGAUUUGAAACAAGAAAUAAGGAAGCAUCUGAAUCGGAUAGAUGAUCUUCAUUCUGAAAAUGCAAAGCUAAGUGCACAGUUAAUAAAAUGUAGGGAAGACUUUAACCAGGUUUUAUCUCUGAAAGAUCAUCAGUUGAAAGAACUGCUUAAACAGAAAUUGGAUUGCAUGAAGGACUUUGAACAGGAGAAAUUGAAACUUCAGAAACAAAUCACAGAAAUGCAGCUGACUAAUAAUUUGCAAAAGGAGAGUACAAAAUCUUUAGAACAUGAGAAUCAAAUAUUAAUAUCCAAAAGAAAUGAACUGGAAUCUCUAGUCGCAUCACUAAACAAAGAAAAACUCGUUUCUGAAACUAGAGAAAAACACCAGAUGAGGGAGAGUGAUCAGAAAAUAGAACUGGCAGUCAAUGCACAACAUGGAGAAAAGCUUCAAGACCUAUUUAAAAAAAUCCAGAAAUUAGGUAAAUUCCCCAAAUCUUCAGAGGGUAAAGACAGUAAGUCAGUUUUGACAUCUGAAUGGGGAAAUGAAACUGAUACAUCUCCAGAGAAGAGGUUGGUAGACCUUCAAUGUCAGAAUAAACAGCUGAGAUCCCAUACUGAGUCAUUUGCAAAAGCAAUGGCUUCUUUACAGGAUGAUAGAGACAGAUUAAUAGAGGAUUUCAAAAUACUUCAGAAUAAAUAUGAAUCUGAACUCAAAACUGAAAAAAAGAGAGGAGAUGAGCUUGUAACAAAACUGAAUGACUUCACAUUGCAAAUUGUGAAUGUACUAAAAGAAAAUGAUAUUUUGAGCCAAGAGCUUCACACUGCUAAAAACAAGGUCACUCUGGAUCAGGUUAUUAGUGAAAUUGAAAAUCUCUGUGAGGAAGUAAGUAGCCAAGACCUUGAGAUUUCUACGCUCACGUCUGAGAAUAAGAAGCAUAUUCAGCAAAUUGAAGCCUUUUCCAAAGCCAUGUCUUGUCUUCAGGAUGAACGAGACAGAUUGUUGCAGGAGCUCAGCAAACUGAAGGCUAAAGAAGGAGCCAGUCUAGCAACAGUUGAAAUGUCCAAACUAAAGAACAAGGUAGAUGACCUGGAGAGAGCUUUGCAUCAAACCAAAGCUUUUCAAGCAGAAACUGAGAAAGAGAUUGCAUCAUACAAAAAUGAAUUGGCUGGAUUAAGAAUGGAAAAAAAACACCUGCUGGCAGAAUCCCAAGCACUACAAAAUCAGUAUCAGAUGGCUAUUAGAGAGAGAGACCGACAGAUUGUAGAAUUACAGAAGUUGCAACAAGAUGCUAUUGUUAAAGAAUCGUCCAGCAGUAAUCACCCAAUAAAGGCACUGGAAAUGGCCACUCUAGUCAGAAGUGAAAACACCCCAGAGCAGGUGAAACAACUUUUAGCUGAGAGAAACCAGCUUCAGAAUGAGCUGCAGCACUGUCUUCAGGAGAUGCAGCAGAAAGAUGUUACUUUCCAGCAGAUCAGUUCAAAGGUAAUGCAGUCAACAGAGGAGAAUGGUGCACUGUCUGCCCAGUUGAAGACUAUCUCCCAGACUCUAAGGGAUAAUCAGCUAUGUUACGCUGAGCUGCAAAAUCGCUAUUUCAAACUUGAGAGGGAAUAUCGGGCAAUGCAAGUUGCUUCCUACCAAGAUGCAGCUCAGGACAAAACCAGAGCAGAAGUUCCCCCAGGAGCACCACAGGAGAGAGCUGCAGUUAUUGUUGAACUAGACAAUGCGGAAUUAAUUGAACUCAGGACAAGGCUUGCAGAGACUGAACAGCAGUAUGAUUCAGUACAGCAGACCCUGUCUCAGCUAACAGAAACACUGUCAGAAGAAAGGAGGAUGAGAGAAGCUGCAGAGGAGGCCUUAGGACAAAGUAAAAGUGGUGAAAUGAGUAGUUACAGAUCUGUUCCUAGAGAUUACCCUAUCCAAAUAGAGUCUGAUGAGGAAAGAGAAGCUUUGAUCAUUGAUCCCGACAAACAAGUUGUACGUAAGAUAAAAGGAAGAGCCCUUUCUUUCAGAAGAUGGCUUCGAAGACGCAGCCUUUACUGUUCCAAGUUGCUGACAUCCCGAGCAAAAUCCCGAUAUUUUUUCCUCACGUACUUUGUGACACUACACCUCGUUGUUUUUCUGUGUCUCACUGGCGUUCUAUAAAUGCAUUGUAUUUGCUGAGUAAAUUAUUUCCUUUUAGAUAAUGGUGUGCCAAUAAGGUAAUGGACUCUUCACAUGCUGCUGUUAAGCUAUGCACUGGACACAGUUGAAUAUAUCUUUGUUACACUACUUGUGUGUUAAGCUUCUUGAAAGAAGUUUCUGUAUAUCACGGUUGUUCCAAAGGUGACUUGAAAUGCUGUUUAACACUGGAAUAUUAUAUUUGCUAAAGAGAAAAUAAAUACCGCCUCACUCUGCCCUAUAAAGAAUCUGCUGCAUUAGGGAUAUUUAAUAUUGUUUGGGAGUAUAUAAUGAUUCAGUACUACUGAAAUGGGCUGUAAAUGGUAUCUUUUCUAUAUAAAUGUUAUUUUAAGAGAGUUAAACUAUACGUUUUAAAGGAAUAUGCAUCUACUUCUGUUUAUUGGCUUCUUGAUUAUAGCAAGAAGUUUUAUAAGAGUGCAAUAAAGGAAAAAAGAGCCGGAUCCACUCUUGAUCAUCUUGACUGGAAAUAAAGUUUUAAAUCUGAA
Messenger RNA from Alligator mississippiensis (American alligator), 15155 nucleotides. RefSeq names its product golgin subfamily B member 1. The record is from RefSeq and is a predicted model, not a curated record. Gene Ontology annotation, cellular component: Golgi apparatus. The transcript is spliced from 29 exons. Bases 112 to 14634 code for a protein of 4840 amino acids. Lineage: Eukaryota; Metazoa; Chordata; Crocodylia; Alligatoridae.